This is a messenger RNA of Anoplopoma fimbria (sablefish), 3535 nucleotides long. RefSeq names its product ER lipid raft associated 1 (gene erlin1). The record is from RefSeq and is a predicted model, not a curated record. Bases 149 to 1165 code for a protein of 338 amino acids. The transcript has 12 exons. NCBI's taxonomy places the organism in Eukaryota, Metazoa, Chordata, Actinopteri, Perciformes, Anoplopomatidae. Gene Ontology annotation, cellular component: endoplasmic reticulum; endoplasmic reticulum membrane. Gene Ontology annotation, molecular function: cholesterol binding; ubiquitin protein ligase binding. Gene Ontology annotation, biological process: SREBP signaling pathway.
GAGGGCGAGGGGGAGGGGACGCUGAAUGAUUACACCAGGACGGGACACGAUCCGAUACAGUUGUGAUAUUAUUGAUCAUAAACAGGCCUUUUAUUCUUACGCAUUGGUAGUUUCACUCCAGCGUUGUGCCAGAUAAGUACUUGCGAGGAUGACGAUGCCGCAUGUGGGGGCAGUAUUUGGAGCAAUAGCAGGAGUGAUGGCCAUCAUGUUGCACUCCUCCAUUCACAAGAUAGAAGAAGGACACCUUGCUGUGUACUACAGGGGUGGGGCAUUGCUGACCUCUCCAAACGGUCCUGGAUAUCACAUUAUGCUGCCUUUCAUUACCACAUUCAGAUCAGUGCAGACCACUCUCCAAACUGAUGAGAUCAAGAAUGUGCCUUGUGGAACAAGUGGUGGUGUGAUGAUCUAUUUUGACAGAAUAGAAGUCGUUAACAUGCUCGUCCCUUUCGCAGUGGUGGAAAUUGUGAGGAACUACACAGCUGAUUAUGACAAAACUCUAAUAUUCAACAAGAUUCACCAUGAACUCAAUCAGUUCUGCAGUGUACACACACUACAGGAGGUCUACAUUGAGUUGUUUGAUAUUAUCGAUGAGAACCUGAAGACUGCUUUGCAGAAAGAUCUUACUGUUAUGGCACCUGGACUUACAAUACAGGCAGUCCGUGUUACCAAGCCGAAGAUCCCUGAAUCUAUCAGGAGGAACUUUGAACUCAUGGAGGCAGAGAAGACUCGUCUGCUAAUAACAGCUCAGACUCAGAGGGUGGUGGAAAAGGAAGCCGAGACGGAAAGAAAGAGGGCCAUUAUUGAGGCUCAGAAAGUGGCCCAGGUAGCAGAGAUCCAUUUCCAACAGAAGGUGAUGGAGAAAGAGACGGAGAAGAGGAUCUCUCAAAUAGAGGAUUCUGCCUACUUGGCGAGAGAGAAGGCCAAAGCUGAUGCUGAGUAUUACUCCGCUGCCAAGUUUGCUGACGCAAACAGGGCGAAGUUAACCCCUGAGUACAUGGAGCUGAUGAAGUACCAGGCCAUAGCGGCUAACAGUAAGAUCUACUUUGGCCAGGACAUCCCUAACAUGUUUGUAGAGGGAACCAACAGCCCCCCUAAGUCUGGGCGCUCCCUUCAUCCGCCCAAUGCUCAACCCGACUCGUUAAAAUCAAAGCCAGAGGGGCAGUGAGUCCACAGCUCUGCCUCUGCAAAGGACAGGAGAACCUGAUGAGGACUUGUCUUGUCUGUGAGGUCGGGAGCACUGAACUGAAGAUGAUGGUUUGGAUAGCUUUGCAGCUAGUUUGGUGAAUAACGCACUUCAGUCUUAAAUCUAAAUGGCAAAGAAAAGUGUGUGGAAAUUUAAGGACAAGCAGAAGUGAGUUUCUUUUUUCUCGUUUUUUUUUUUUAACCUUCAACUGUUUUGUGGAAGACAAGCUUUAAGAAUAAGAAUGAUGCCAUAGUUAAAAAUGAAAAGCAUAGUAAAUGCUUAUGCCUGGGAAGGCGACAGCAAGUUGUCGCCCUAAUUUACACAUGCUUGCAAUCAGUGCAGUGUUGAACUUUUGCUGUUGGAUCUGCAUUCAUUUUUUUGUUUGUUGUAUGCAAGAGAGGUAAUGAAAAUAGUUUUAGAGAAUUAAUUUCUGGUUGAGUUGAACUGGAAGCUAACAGGUGACACUAAUUAAUUAAAUGCGGUUUGGUUUGUGUAAGUGUGUGUACUCUGGGCCAUCUUCUCACACUAAAUCACUAGUCGGUUCUUCUCUCUCAACAUGGAUGACUGUGAGGGCUGGUUAAUCACACCUCGUAUCAAAUGCUGCUUGUGGAUGAACUUAAAAUAGUUAUGAGCAUUAUACAUUUGUCAUUUACAGCAUUUCCAGUUGGCUGAAAUCAUACAGACAUGAAAACUGAUCUGGGAAAGGAUCAGGAACAAUAGCAUUCUAGAAACAAGUGGCCUGACUUUGUUAAAUAUCCCCUGAAUUUGCAUUAAGAUGGAUACAAUCCUACUGAUACUCAAGUCUUUGAAGCUGGAGGGCUGUCAUUGUGUGUUCGCAGUUUCUAUAGUAAAUAUACAGUGGUGUCAGAUUGGUAGUAAUGUAGUUUAUUUUCUGUUAGCUUGGCGGUAGUUUGCUGUUAGUUCUAGUUGAGAGUGCAGCGACCUCAUGAAGACUUGAGAUGAUGCACUAAGACCUGCUGUGGCAUUUACUGUAAGAAAAAGAAAAAGGGGUUUCAGUGCUGCCAAUAGAAAGUCAGUCAGAUUUUCUCUCCUCAAAGCUAGUGAGCUUUGAGAAAAAAAGCUCACUAGCUUGACAAUAAAAAAGUUGUACGAUAGUGCCACAGGAGGAAGUUGUGAUUUGUAUUUCUUGUGAAGAAGGCAGUACAUCUUUCUUUUCUCCAUCUGGUUUCGAUUAUCAGGGCAUGCAUGUGGAAAUGUGUAGUGACUUGAUUCAGAUGAUUAGUAGUGCCUGCAUCUGUCUGCCAACUCUGCUAUACAGCUUAUUGAUAUGUGAUGAAAUGUAAAUUCUCAGGAAAUUUACUUUUAUUUUAACAAAAAGCUGCUCAACGUUGGACACAGCUUACACCCUUAUAAGUCAAAAUUGACAAUUGUGCAAGAAAAAAAGAAAAUCUUUUGGCACAGAUGUCAAACAAGAAAGUAACAAUUUGAUUUAACGAUGAUUUUGUUUCAUUAGAAUAAAACGUUGUGUCUUCUGCAAAUAUUUGACAUGAGCACCUGGGACAUUGAAUAUUAUGAGCAUGUGGGUCUGUCAAAGUAUAAAUAAUAUAAACAAAAUCUCCUUUCUAUGGUCAAUGUUUACAUUUUUCUGUAAUGCAAGAAUUGAUAGGCUGCACAUUGUUUCAGUCUCUGCUACACAAUAUCUUUUUAAUGGCAACACAAGCAACACGCAGUUCCUAAUUACAGUGUUAACUUACUCUCGUGUGAGAAUCUGUUUAAUCUCUGAUCAGUUUCGUGUGACAAUAUGAGUUCCAGUACAACACAACAAGCGUCGCUCUAUUAAAAGAUGAAUGUUGACAAAGCUUGGGCUUUAAUAAGAUGCAAGUUGGUGCUAGUUUAUAUUGUAUGUUAUGAUGCUUUUGGAUUUUGUUCAGCUCUAUUACAUAGUACUUCCACUUUUCAGAAUGAAAGCCUUAAAUAAUAAUGGGUUACCCCAGACUUAAAGAUUCAGUGAUUCCUUUAAACUAAACAGCUCCCUUUGAACUCAAUUGUGAGACUUCUUAAGAGCUUGGAUGUAGAAACUGAACUGUACGGCCUCAUCACAGACUUAAUCUGAGAACGACUGAACUAGCAGUAAAGACUACUAGUGUUUGGAAGAUGUUGUGAUGUUUACUUGACCUAUGAAUGGCAGUUGAAGGCUGCAUUCUGCAUUUGCUUUGGUGGUGGGCUCAAAUAAAGAUGCAAAAGAGGAGUAUGAAUUAAUGAUUUUUUUUGGUCAAUAUUUUGUACAAUCUGUGAAAUUCAAACAUUGUCUCCUUGUUUUAAAAGGUUUAUAUGCAAAAAUGUUUUCAAGUUUUGACAAUGUUCUUAUGUAAAAUAAAACCUAUUUUGGUA